Molecule: messenger RNA, 950 nt
Organism: Pelmatolapia mariae (spotted tilapia)
Lineage: Eukaryota; Metazoa; Chordata; Actinopteri; Cichliformes; Cichlidae
Product: histone H2B 1/2-like
Exons: 1
Coding region: 30-404 (124 amino acids)
Cellular component (GO): nucleosome
Molecular function (GO): protein heterodimerization activity; structural constituent of chromatin; DNA binding
Source: RefSeq, a predicted model, not a curated record
CUACGCUGUGAGGAAGGAAAGGGAAAAAAAUGCCUGAACCCGCGAAGUCAGCGCCCAAGAAGGGCUCCAAGAAAGCCGUGACCAAGAGCGCCGGCAAGGGCGGCAAGAAGAAGAGAAAGACCAGGAAGGAGAGCUACGCCAUCUACGUGUACAAGGUGCUGAAGCAGGUCCACCCCGACACCGGCAUCUCGUCUAAGGCCAUGAGCAUCAUGAACUCGUUCGUCAACGACAUCUUCGAGCGUAUCGCCGCAGAAGCCUCCCGCCUGGCCCACUACAAUAAGCGCUCCACCAUCACCUCCAGGGAGAUCCAGACCGCAGUUCGCCUGCUUCUUCCCGGUGAGCUGGCCAAGCACGCUGUGUCUGAGGGCACCAAGGCCGUCACCAAGUACACGAGCUCCAAGUAAACUGCAUCUUUACUUGAUCCCAAACAACGGCUCUUUUCAGAGCCACACAUCUCUUCUAAAGAGUACAUGUCCUGACUUUAUUUAUUUAAAAUUGUAGCUGUCAAAAUGGUGAAAAAUAAACUACAGCUUGUGUUACUGUUGUAUGCUUUAAAGGAAAAAAAAUGUUUUGUGGUCCCUUGUCUGCGAAAAGCGCUGAAUAAGUAAACUUGUGGGUUUCUCGGAAAUAAUGACGUGAACAUGAGCUUAUUGAGCUCAUCCUGGUGAGGCAAAUGUUUGGCUUCAAAUCACAAUUCUGAUCGUAAAAUCUGCUGGACAGGAUUACAAAUACAAUAAAUAAACGCGAUUUGUUUUUAGUUUCACAUUUCAAACUAUAGUGACAUCCUCUCUGUGUGUGAUCUAUCCAUGUAUUAAUCGUUUUGAUGUCAAUAAGUUUUAAUUUAGCUUCAACACUUAUGCUAGACUCUGGGUAAAACGUUAAGAGGGUGUGUGGUUUUUGUUACUAAUGCGGACACUUGGGUUUAGUUUGAAAUAAAAAUGUGAACUCGA